CUCGCACCGCCCGCAUGGCCCGUUCAAGAUGGCAACCAAGCGCGAUCUGGGGUGGCCACGGCGGUUGCUGUGGGGGUUGUGGCUGGCCCGGGGCGCUCCACAGAGCCCGGGUUCCGGCCUGGGCCUAGAAGGGAGGACUUAUUCCCAGGGCGACGGCCCAUACUCGCGCACGGCGCUCUAUGAACUGCUCGGCGUGCCCACCACAGCCACGCAGGCGCAAAUCAAGGCGGCCUACUACCGGCAGAGCUUCCUCUACCACCCGGACCGCAACUCGGGGAGCGCCGAGGCUGCCGAGCGCUUCACGCGCAUCUCCCAGGCCUACGUGGUGCUGGGCAGUGCCACCCUGCGUCGCAAGUAUGACCGCGGCCUGCUCAGCGACGAGGACCUGCGCGGACCUGGCGUGCGGCCCCCCAAGGCGCCGGUCCGCGACACCGGCUCGCCCCGCCCCCCGCCCCCUGCGUCUCAGGCCCACGGCCGCGGUCGGGCCACCGCGGGCGCCAACCGCACCAUGUUCGACUUUGACGCCUUCUACCAAGCUCACUACGGAGAACAGCUGGAGCGUGAACGGCGCCUCAGGGCCCGGCGAGAGGCCCUACGCAAACAGCAGGAGGACCGGGCCAAGAAGGGCUUCCAUUGGGACGAUACCCGAGACGCGACCUUUGUCUUCCUUCUCCUCACGGUCUUCAUCAUCAUGGGCUUUCGUUUUUAAAAGGAGAGAGGAAGAAAGGGAGCAGCCCCCCGCCAGCCCCGAGAAAAUGGCCUUUCCGGUGUUCUUGAACCCUUUGCCUUCCAUAGUCUACCUCUGCGGGGGUCCGGAGAAACUGCUCUCCCCUUCCUGUUCCCCGCCCGCCCAGCUUAGCCGUCCACGUACGCUUCCCUCCCCUACGGUCCAGAAAAGAAGGCUUCUCGAUGCCCAAGAAAGAGGCCCCAAGAAGAAGAGUCCCAAAAGCCCGAGAGUGAAGGGUUUUCUGGAGUCCCUUGGGUGCCUGCUUCCAGAGGUUGCCUUCCUGAUGUCAGCUUCUGGAACACUUGCUCGGGCUUUAUUGUAAAGCUCUGAGCAAGAAUUGUCUGCUCCUGCCCCGCGCUUGUACCGUGGGGGUCCUGUGUAACCUUGAACCGUGCAAUGUGACCAAUUGUUGGCUGCCAAAAGAAAAAUUGUGGGGUUGUACGAACCUUGUCUUUCUGUGAGUUCCCCAGCCACAGGUGAGACCUGACGUAAGACUGUGAUCUUUGGAAACUUUGCCGUUCUUGUAUGAUCAGCCCCAGACCCCACUCCCUUUUCUGUUGAUGGCAUGUGGGAGUGGGAGAGCAAGGUCAUGGAGCAUAAGGAAUUGAGUGUUCCUGUGCCCACACUUAUCUAAUGUGUAUGACCUUGGAGAAAGUUACUCUGUGGGCAUGACAGCAGAGGAACAAAUCAUUUGCUCUCUUGAGGCCUGUCACACUUUAUUAGCUACAGUUCUAAUGGGCUCAUUGAUUAAAACAUGAUGUGAUAGAGUUAGGUUUA
Neofelis nebulosa (Clouded leopard) is the source of this 1504-nucleotide messenger RNA. RefSeq names its product DnaJ heat shock protein family (Hsp40) member C30 (gene DNAJC30). The record is from RefSeq and is a predicted model, not a curated record. The transcript has a single exon. The coding region runs from base 29 to 709 and encodes 226 amino acids. NCBI's taxonomy places the organism in Eukaryota, Metazoa, Chordata, Mammalia, Carnivora, Felidae.